Messenger RNA from Suncus etruscus (white-toothed pygmy shrew), 1235 nucleotides. RefSeq names its product paired like homeobox 2B (gene PHOX2B). Gene Ontology annotation, biological process: regulation of transcription by RNA polymerase II. Bases 91 to 1032 code for a protein of 313 amino acids. NCBI's taxonomy places the organism in Eukaryota, Metazoa, Chordata, Mammalia, Eulipotyphla, Soricidae. The transcript is spliced from 3 exons. Gene Ontology annotation, molecular function: RNA polymerase II transcription regulatory region sequence-specific DNA binding; DNA-binding transcription factor activity, RNA polymerase II-specific. The record is from RefSeq and is a predicted model, not a curated record.
GCCGUGCACAUCUCCCCACUCCAGCCACCUUCUCUGUACCCAUCUUUUAUUUCAUUUUUCCACUUGGCUGAGCCAUCCAGAGCCUUUUCAAUGUAUAAAAUGGAAUAUUCUUACCUCAAUUCCUCUGCCUACGAGUCCUGUAUGGCUGGGAUGGACACCUCGAGCCUGGCUUCAGCCUAUGCUGACUUCAGUUCCUGCAGCCAGGCCAGUGGCUUCCAGUAUAACCCGAUAAGGACCACUUUUGGGGCCACGUCCGGCUGCCCGUCCCUCACGCCCGGAUCCUGCAGCCUCGGCACCCUCAGGGACCACCAGAGCAGUCCGUAUGCCGCAGUUCCUUACAAACUCUUCACCGACCACGGCGGCCUCAACGAGAAGCGCAAGCAGAGGCGCAUUCGCACCACGUUCACGAGCGCGCAGCUCAAAGAGCUGGAGAGGGUCUUCGCGGAGACGCACUACCCGGACAUCUACACCCGCGAGGAACUGGCCCUGAAGAUCGACCUCACCGAGGCUCGAGUUCAGGUGUGGUUCCAGAACCGUCGUGCCAAAUUCCGCAAGCAGGAGCGCGCGGCGGCCGCUGCAGCAGCUGCGGCCAAGAACGGUUCUUCGGGCAAAAAAUCCGACUCGGCCCGCGACGACGAGAGCAAAGAAGCCAAGAGCACCGACCCGGACAGUACGGGAGGCCCGGGCCCCAACCCCAACCCCACUCCCAGCUGCGGGGCGAGCGGCGGCGGCGGCGGCGGGCCCAGCCCGGCAGGAGCCCCGGGGGCUGCGGGGCCCGGGGGGCCGGGAGAGCCGGGCAAGGGCGGAGCGGCGGCGGCAGCGGCGGCAGCGGCAGCGGCGGCAGCAGCGGCGGCAGCAGCGGCGGCCGGAGGCCUGGCUGCAGCCGGGGGCCCUGGACAAGGAUGGGCUCCCGGUCCUGGUCCCAUCACCUCCAUCCCGGAUUCUCUCGGGGGCCCCUUCGCCAGCGUCCUCUCCUCGCUCCAAAGACCCAACGGGGCCAAAGCCGCCUUAGUGAAGAGCAGUAUGUUUUGAUCUGGGGAUCUUGCAGCGGGCGAGCUUGGGGGACCCCCGGGCGGGCAAGCGGGGAUACCCCGAGCUUUUGGUCGUCACUGCUGCUGCUGCUGCUGCCGCCGCCGCGGCUCAGCCUUGGAGAGAGAGCCGAAAAGUCAUCGCCAUCAGAAUAGAGAGAAAAUGACGUCGCCCUCCCACCCAUUUCAACCCCAAGCCACCUCUUC